GCACGAACUCUCAGGCACCCCCAACAAUAAACAUCCAACACAGUACCACGAUCCACGAUCUGCUCCUCUCAGACAAGACAACUACGCUCUGUACUCUUUCUUCGUGUGUGUGCUACGAGCGAAGGAAAGCCAUUCACUUGGUCUCUCGCCCUCGCAUUUGUUGCUGGACUCAGCAAGGUUCAUUAUACUCUAGAUCGAGCACCAAAGGAAACGAACCUCAAGAACGAUUCACGACUCGAGAAAGAAAGAUGCCGUCAAUAGCAGAUAUUCCUCCCUCUCCCAGCACGAGCAAAAAGCGUCGAAGAACAGAGGAUCUUGACUCCUCUAUACGAACGUUCAGUCCGCACACAAUCUACUCCCCUCAACACCCCCGAGAAAUCCUCCCCUACCCGAACAAAAAACGCCUCGACACCAGCAUCAAGCGCCAAAGAAUCGACAUCCCUCCUCUACCACCAGCACAGCCCGCAGAAGACGACUGUUCCGCCCACCUCCCUCUAUCACCCAUCCUGACAACCCAAAAAACCGCAGAAGAACGGAAACAGCAACUUGAUCUAAGUCCCUGCCACAUCUGCCACCGCAAGCCGACGGAGCGGAAACAGCUCGAUGCAUUUGUGGAUUGUGAAGGGUGUGGAGAGCGGACGUGUUUUGUGUGUUUGAGGGAGUGUACUGGGUUGGGGGCCGCGUUGUAUGCUACGGCGGACGGGAAGGGGGAGGGGAUGGGGAUGGGGAUGGUUGUUGAGCGUGUGGGGAAGGGGAGGCCGUGGGAGAGGGGAGGGGGGGAGGAGGCGCUGCAUCGGAGGAGGGUUUGUAGUCGGUGUUGUGUGGAGAAGGGGGUUGAUGGGGAGGUGUGGUGUUUGGGGUGUUUGAGGAUGGAGGAGGGUGGUUGAGGGUGAGUGUCGUUUGGGAUGGUUGGGCUUUUAUUUGGAGGCACGGCGGAUGUUGUGCUGUUCUUGUUAUUAAGGAGGGCAUGUCACAGGAAGAAGACGAUAGUGGGAAGGAAGGAUUCAAGGCCAGGAGAGCCUGGGAACAGAGGUUAGGUAUAGGUUGUCUGCGGGCUAGAAGGGCAGC
This is a messenger RNA of Mollisia scopiformis, 1068 nucleotides long. RefSeq lists its product as uncharacterized. The transcript has 2 exons. The record is from RefSeq and is a predicted model, not a curated record. Lineage: Eukaryota; Fungi; Ascomycota; Leotiomycetes; Helotiales; Mollisiaceae. The coding region runs from base 249 to 887 and encodes 212 amino acids.